Messenger RNA from Penicillium odoratum, 1050 nucleotides. Its product is annotated as fungal specific transcription factor domain-containing protein. Bases 1 to 1050 code for a protein of 349 amino acids. NCBI's taxonomy places the organism in Eukaryota, Fungi, Ascomycota, Eurotiomycetes, Eurotiales, Aspergillaceae. The record is from RefSeq and is a predicted model, not a curated record. The transcript is spliced from 2 exons.
AUGGCUUCAAUCAAUCUUCUCCAGCAGCCACACGUUGAAUUACUGGAGGCAAUAACGAUGCUCGUCACCGUACAUCUUCUGUCAGGCAAUGUCCAAGCUGGGGCAAUUGGCAACACGCUCGCUGCACAAUAUGUACUUCGGAUAGGAGGCAACACUCGGGACUGCUUCAUAAAAGCCUCCACCUUUGCAGCUACUGGAGACGAACGAUUUCGAAUCAACUAUCAUUUACGGAAUUUGUUCUGGAUCUGCUACCAACAGGACAAGGAGUUAUGUCUUCGUUCUGGGCAACCACCAACUCUUUCCGAGGACAACUGUGAUCUUGAUUUACCCGUCGGAUACGAACAGAACUGGAAUAAUUCUCUAGCGAUAGAUAACUCCACGGCCCCCGUUUUUCCGGGUGAUCUACGUUUGAGCCAGAUCAAGUCCAAGGCUUACUUUGAACUGUACUCUCGGCGUGCGCUGGAGAAGAAUGGCGCCCUUGUUCUUAGCGCGAUUCGCCAACUGGAUGAUGAUCUGGAGGAAUGGCGUAUGAGUAUCCCAGCAGACUAUCGCCCGACUAUGCUCUUCAACGAGAAAACUCCUCAUAGGCCCAGACACUUCAAUAUUCGGUCUUUAAUGCUUCGCUUAGAGUAUUAUCAUUGCGUGGCGUACAUUCACCAGGCCUGUGCACGAUUUCAAACGAUGACCGGAAGUCCAGAUCAAGAGAUACAAGGCGUUACAUCGAGUUUAACGUUUUCGAUGGCCGCGUGCCGCUCCUCGCUCUACUACCUGGUGGCUGUUCAGGAUACAUUAGUCCCUAAAGACUUCUGGUUGACCUUGUUUUAUACGCUCUCAGCGAUUUUGACUGUAUUCUGCUUUUUAAUAUCCAACCCCGGGACUCCAGAGGCAAGGAACGAUCUGGAAAUCAUUCGCAAGAUAGCAGCCCAACUCCGGAGAUUGGGAAAGGAUGACCUUUUUACUGAGGAACACUCUCAGACUGAACGCGUGUGGAAAGUCAUAACAGCUUUGGAGGGCCUAGCUAAACGUACAAUUGAGAAACAAAUUUCAUGA